CAAGACAAUCUUCAAAUGACGCUAAAAUCCAAUAAAAACGAACCUGCUGUCAUACUGGAGCCCGUGGACUCUGUCCGGACAGCCCUCUCUGACCUCUACCUGGAGCACCUUCUUCAAAACAAACCAAAGCCUGACAAGGUAGCUAUGCAAACCUUUGAGAAUAAAGGAGCUGAGGUUUAUACCAAUGGAAGUGCCAGACAUGCGAACGGCACCGAGUUGACCAAAAUGAGAGAAGUCAUGUUUGAAAAAAAUCCCUCGGAGCCGAUGGGGGUGACUCUAAAAAUGAACGACAAGCAAAGGUGCACAGUGGCCAGAAUAUUACAUGGUGGAUUUAUACACCGACAAGGAUCCUUGCAUGAAGGGGAUGAGAUAGCAGAAAUCAAUGGGAAAAGUGUGACUAACCACACAGUCGAUCAGCUACAAAAGAUUUUGAAAGAAACCAACGGAAUAGUCACAAUGAAGAUUGUUUCUAAUCAGAAGAGUCGAUCCAAACCAUGUGAGACGUACAUGAGGGCCCAGUUUAACUACGACCCCUCCAUAGAUGAGCUCAUCCCGUGCAAAGAGGCUGGCCUACGUUUUCAAACUGGUGACGUCAUUCAAAUCAUCAACAAGCAGGAUCCCAACUGGUGGCAGGGCACGGUAGAGAGCAGUGCAGCAGACUUUGCUGGACUAAUACCGUCGCCAGAGCUCCAAGAAUGGAGAGUGGCAAGUAAAAGCAACACCAAAGACGGCAGCCAGUCCUGGAGCCCAUUCGGAAAGAAAAAGAAGUGCAAAGACAAGUACCUGGCUAAGCACAGCUCAAUUUUUGACCAGCUAGAUGUCAUUUCUUAUGAGGAAGUUGUCCGGCUGCCUGCUUUCAAACGGAAAACAUUGGUGCUCAUUGGUGCACAUGGGGUAGGGAGGAGUCACAUCAAAAAUUCCUUGCUGACCAAAUAUCCUGACAAAUUUUCUUAUCCUGUACCACACACCACCAGAGCACAACGUAAGGACGAGGACGAUGGACAAGAAUAUUAUUUCAUUUCCAACGACGCCAUGACCAAGUGCAUCUCAGAAAAUGAGCUGCUAGAGUACGGCAGCUUCCAGGGAAAUAUGUUUGGUACCAAAAUUGAGACCAUUCAAAAGAUCCAUGAGCAAGGAAAAAUUGCGCUGCUGGAUGUAGAACCACAGACGUUGAAGGUUUUAAGGACUGCUGACUUUGCUCCUCUGGUGGUAUUCAUCGCACCCACCGACACAGCUCCUCAGACGGAAAACCUGACGAUGAUCCAGAAGGAGUCCGAGGCCAUACUAACGGCCUACAGACACUUCUUUGACUUGAUCAUAGUCAACAAUGAUGUGGAUGCAAGUGUGAAAUGUGUUGAAGAGGCCUUGGAGAAGGCCACCUCCACUCCACAGUGGGUGCCUGUCUCGUGGGUGUACUGA
Molecule: messenger RNA, 1419 nt
Organism: Nerophis lumbriciformis (worm pipefish)
Lineage: Eukaryota; Metazoa; Chordata; Actinopteri; Syngnathiformes; Syngnathidae
Source: RefSeq, a predicted model, not a curated record